Molecule: messenger RNA, 1570 nt
Organism: Lates calcarifer (barramundi perch)
Lineage: Eukaryota; Metazoa; Chordata; Actinopteri; Centropomidae
Product: ribonuclease P protein subunit p25-like protein
Exons: 1
Coding region: 419-1090 (223 amino acids)
Biological process (GO): tRNA 5'-leader removal
Cellular component (GO): ribonuclease MRP complex
Molecular function (GO): RNA binding
Source: RefSeq, a predicted model, not a curated record
AACUAGAAUGUGACAGACAUCAUUAAAUGCUGCAUGUGCCUUUAAGAGCACUAUGUCCCACUCUACAUGUCUCUCUCUGAGCCUCAUAUGUGUUUGUUGGCAUCAGCUGUCCUCAGUGCUGAAUAGAGCAAGGACAUCUUUUCCUUCACUUCAAUGGGAUUAGAGGAAGAAAUGGCCUCUUCAUUCUGCUGGCUGUCAUCUCAGUGCUCCGAAGACAAUGUGGAAAUGCAGUAUGGAUGGAGGGCAGAAAGAAGAUCGAGAUAAGUCACAAGUUUGGAUUACAAAGCUGCUCAAUUUCUAGUUUCUUGUACAAAUGAAUAAGAAAUAUGCUUCAGAUCUCAAGGGAGUUAUGCAAAUAAUCCAAGGCUGCGGGCUCAGAAACAGCAUCCUGCACUGUUAUUUUGUUGCUGUCUAAGCAAUGACUGAACCCAGGGGUCAGAUGAUGAGUUCAAAUACUGCACACGGCAUAGUAAUGGAACCACAGUCUGCUUCAUCCAACCCCUCUGUCCCAUAUUCGUCUGUGUCUUCAAAACUUGGCCAAAGCGAAUUCAGGAGAAUCAGCUGCACAGAGGACAGCAGCCCCUAUCCGAUCCCUGGUCUAGCAGCAGACAUUCUGCACAUGCGAGUGAAAGGAGGAAGCAAAAUCCGCAAUUUACUGCGGUUUGUAACCGCUCGGAUGCAAGGUGAGGGAAGGGAUGGCAAUGGGACAUUACUGAGACAAGUGGUCUUCACUGGCUCGGGUAGGGGAGUCACCAAGACCAUCACAUGUGUGGAGAUCCUAAAACGUAAAGUGGGAGGACUGCACCAGGUGUCCAAACUCUACUACAAGAUAGUGAAUGAGGUUUGGGAGAGUCUACAACAGGGAGCACCAGGUACAACCAUGCAAAAGACAGUUCCUGCCAUCUGUAUCCUGCUCUCUAAAGAUCCUCUGGAUCCCCAGGAGCCUGGAUACCAACCACCGCAAUCCUUCAAUGUUUCCACAGACGACACGGAGAGACGCAGAGCUCUUCUCAGGCCAGCUCAUAGGCCCUCUUCACAGCACACAGCCAAGAGACUCUGUCUGGAUGACUGGACUGUAUGUUCCCCCUGAACAUCCAGAGUCUGACUCUAUUUUGUAAAAUAUGAGAGAAAUAACAUUUGUUAGACUUGAUCAGAGGCUUAUUUUAUCAUGUCUUUUUAGCAGCAUCAAUUUUGCCUAAAAAUAAGAAACACCUCAGAAUUAAGCUUGUAUAUUUUAAAGUUAAUAUAGGUUACUCUGCCUCCAAUGACAAAAACAAAGACAUUCUCUCAAUUUAUAAUCCACAAUACUGGAUUAGAAUGCAGCUUCACUGCAAAUUUGAAAAGGUCAUGAUACUCUGAAUGAUCUUUAGAAAUAUAUGUGCAUGUUGAAAUUUCAAUCUGUCUUUUGCAAACACUUUGUAACUUAGCUAUGAAAAGUAACAUACUGAAAUGUGAUUAAAUUAUAAUUAGCAGCAAUGUAAAUAGUCUUGGUAGUUAUGUGUUAGUUACAUCUGAUCAUAUUCUUAUACAUAAUGUUAACAAAAUACAAUAAAAGCACAUAGGGUUGGUC